Solanum pennellii is the source of this 579-nucleotide messenger RNA. RefSeq lists its product as uncharacterized. The coding region runs from base 1 to 579 and encodes 192 amino acids. NCBI's taxonomy places the organism in Eukaryota, Viridiplantae, Streptophyta, Magnoliopsida, Solanales, Solanaceae. The transcript is spliced from 2 exons. The record is from RefSeq and is a predicted model, not a curated record.
AUGUACAGAAGGAGAAACACAGGCAGGAGAGUUAGAGAAGCAGCUCUUGGGGGAAACCGAACUCUUCCUCAAGCCCCAACUGCUGGAGUUAGCAGGGAUGAGAUGCGCAGGUUUGUGACUGGUGUAUCGGAGGAUAUGGAGGCGGAAUGUUGGGCAGCCAUGUUGAAUGAUAACAUAGACCUUGCUAGGUUGAUGGUACAUGCACAACAUGUGGAGGAGAGUCGUCGGAGGAAGAGAGGCCGAGAAGGCAAGAAGCCUAGGCCCUCGGAUCAGGCUGGUUCUAACACUGGUAGGAGGUUGUUUGGAGUCCUGGACAGGCCCAAGUUCAAGAAGGGCAAUGAUAGAAAUUCCCAGUGUGACAGAGAUCCGUGUGGUAGGUGCGAUCAUUUGAAUAGAGGUGAGUGCAUGGUAGGUUCUAAUGCCUGCUAUGGGUUCGACAAGAGGAGGGAUAUGAUCAGGGAUUGCCCACAGGUGAAAAAUCAGGGCAAGGAAGAUACUCGGCCUCAGCUUAUUCCUACUGCUGCAGCCGAGCCUUCCAAGAGGAACAUGUUCUAUGCUUUGAAUGGUAGAGAGGAGUAG